This is a messenger RNA of Ostrea edulis (European flat oyster), 819 nucleotides long. RefSeq lists its product as uncharacterized. The record is from RefSeq and is a predicted model, not a curated record. NCBI's taxonomy places the organism in Eukaryota, Metazoa, Mollusca, Bivalvia, Ostreida, Ostreidae. The transcript has 4 exons. Bases 10 to 819 code for a protein of 269 amino acids.
UGGCAAAGAAUGGAGACUGAAUUUUACAAGGUUACCAUGGCCUCAAAGCAAUUGACUCCCGACCAGCUGAACUUUACCCGUUUGGCAGUGGUUUGCUUAGAAGUGAUAAAAUUAGUAUUGAAAGACAUUCUAAACUUUAAGAUACCGCCAUGUAGUCUGUACAGUACCAUAAAGAAAGAUAAGAAAACUGUCAAACUGAAUCGAGAUCAAUUGGAGCUAUGUUACAAAAAACCGCCUCUUCUACCUGACUACGAGAAGUUUGACGUAACCUUGCUUUAUGCACUGAUACGUAAUUUCUGUGAUAAUUUAAAGCCUACAAAUGGAUGGGGAAAGAUGCCUUCUCAAAUGGCAAACCAAAUUGGUGACGACAUCGAACGCCUCAGGAUCUUUAGGAACAAUUCCUAUGGCCAUUUGAAUUCUACUUCUGUUUCUAAUUCAGAGAUGAAAAAACAAUCGCAAAUGUUGCAAAAUGUAAUGGGGCGAAUCCAAACUUUUAUGAAGUCAAACGGAUCCUUGGAAAACUAUAUGGAAAAACUUGACGAUGCACUGAAUUCUCACUUCGGAACUGAUGAUAUGGAAAAGUGUAAAAUAGAACUUGAAACACUGAUGACACUGUUGAGCAAGGAAAGGAACGCUCGAAAGAUGCGUGGAUGCCUUCCAUGUCUAAGAGGUUCUGAAGAUUUGGAUUCACAGAGGAACUUUUAUCGCAAAUGGGGAUCCACUACUAGACAUGCGUGUCUCAUGUCCAGGAUUGAUAAAAAACGAGGACUUCUUGCCAACCUUAAAACAGAAUUGAAACUGAAGGUGACGUGCUUCUAG